AUGUGCCACACUUCGGCAUACUUCGUCCGCUGCUCCACCUGCAAGCAAGACCUUGACCACAAGCUCGUCGUUGACGCCAAGUGCAAGAACAAGAUCCAUGGCAGGAUCAACUGCAGCAUCAUCUACCCGGUCAACAUGAACGUCGAGUGGGUUGACAUGACCCAUUGCCUCGUCUGCUACGCCAAGCGUGACAUGCUCAACACCCGCAUGCAGGCAACCAUUGAUGCUGAUGCUCAGGAGGCCAUUGACAACCCUACUAAGAGCGACAGUACCGAUAUUAUGAUCGGCAACCAGCUCCAGAACGACAUUGACAGUGUCGUCGAGAUGGAGAAGCCUGAGCGUAUCGCCAACUGGCUCCAGGGCCACCCUGACCUCUUGCUCGACGAGGUCUAUGACCACGACGAGGAUCUCGUUGUCGAGGGCGAGAUCGUUCCCGUUGUUCGCGGUCGUGGUGGUCGUGGCCGUGGCCGUGGUGCCCGAGGCCGUGGUCGUGGACGAAACUAG
Fusarium graminearum PH-1 is the source of this 504-nucleotide messenger RNA. RefSeq lists its product as uncharacterized. The transcript has a single exon. Bases 1 to 504 code for a protein of 167 amino acids. Lineage: Eukaryota; Fungi; Ascomycota; Sordariomycetes; Hypocreales; Nectriaceae. The record is from RefSeq and is a predicted model, not a curated record.